GUUUUCUCCGGAAACGGAAGUGCGCAGGUACCAGUGACAGGCACCGUGACAGUCAGGUCCUCCUCGUAGCUCAAGCUCGGAUAUAGUGCGGGUAGCAGUGGGCUUAUUACUAUUCCAGUACAACAGAAAUGGCGGCCGCGGAUCCCCGCUCCUCGAGUGACGGUGGACCCGCCGGCAGAGGAGGAUUCCCGGCCGGAGAGAGCAGCAACGAGCGCGACGGCCCGGGGAGGAGCGGCGGAGAGGGAGAGGGGGAGCGGGAGCCGGACCGGGCCACGUUCGAGUGUAACAUUUGUUUGGACACUGCAAGGGACGCUGUCAUCAGUAUGUGCGGCCACUUGUUCUGCUGGCCAUGUCUACACCAGUGGCUGGAGACACGGCCCAGCAGGCAGCAGUGUCCCGUGUGUAAGGCGGGGAUCAGCCGAGACAAGGUGAUCCCCCUGUAUGGGAGGGGCAACAGCAGCCAGGAGGACCCCAGGUUGAAAAUGCCCCCCAGGCCCCAAGGCCAGAGGACGGAGGCGGAGACCAGAGGAGGGCCCUUCCAGGCAUUCGCGGACACCGGCUUCCACAUGUCCUUCGGCAUCGGCGCGUUCCCCUUUGGCUUCUUCACCACCGUGUUCAACACAAACGACCCCUUCCACCGAGCAGACCAGUACGCGGGCGAUCACCAAGGCAACGGUAACGUCAACAACGGCAACAACAACUGGCAGGACUCCCUCUUCCUGUUCGUCGCCAUCUUCUUCUUCUUCUGGCUUCUCAGCGUGUGACGGACGGACGGACGGACGCGCGGAGGGGAAUUCAAGGAGCACACUCGCACACACGCACAAACAUACACACACGCACACAUCGAAAGGAUUUUUAAAGUUUUUCUUCCGAGGAAAACAAGCUCCCCCAGAACUGUUCCCACUCCUUAGAAGACUUUCGCCCCCCCCACAACUCCCCGUGUCUUUUGCUUAUGAGGUCUGCCUUUUGAAUCGAGCAACAGAAGGUGUGUCCCCUGAAACGUGUGAGGGUCAGGAAUGGGCUGUGAAUCUGGAAUGGAAGGUGGUUGGAGUCUAGAAUCGUGUGUAAAUCUGCAAAUGUGGCGUUAUUCUGGUAUGUUGUGUCCUCCCUCCCUCCCCCCGACACACACACACACACACACACGCGUAGGGUGAUGACGGGUGGCUGUUGGUCGGUACGGGGUCAUGGUUCCGUGCCGCUCUGUGGCGUAAGGCAGUAUUACAUCGUAACAUGAGACAACGUGUGUGUUUUCAUUGGCCGUGGGGUCUGAGGCGCGGUAGAGCCCUGUAGAACGAGGGUUCGCUCGCCCCAGUUUCGGUUUGUCGGUUUUCUUCCGUCUGUUUGAAAGCGUUUCGUACAAAAGGUUGAUUCCUUUUUAAAUAGCAAUGAUUCAGUUAAGUCAAGUAAACAGGGUUGAACUGAGACGAGUCGACUCGUGAUAUAACGCUAAUGUGCAGUUGUUGCCAUGCCAACUUUUUUUGUUUUUUGUUUGUUCCAAAGAGAUCAGAACGUUAAAUUAUUAAAUAGUUUUUUUGAUUAGAGUUUAAAGGUUGUCAAGAGUGUCCAGGUUUUCGGAGGAGUCAUUUUUAUCGUGGAUUUUAACGAUUAAAACGACAAAACAGACCCGAGUGCAGUAGGCCUGGGGACGGACACACACACUUUUUCUAUCUAUAUUUGUCUUAACAAAAAAAAACUGCCAUUGCACUGUGAAGUCGUCGACAGACGGUCAUGUUGUCCCUUGGCGGGGGGGGGGGGGGGGCAGUUUGGAUCGGUCAGAAUGGAAUUAGAAUCUAAUCGAAACACGAAGCGUAACAUCUCGUAGCGGCACUGGGAGUUGUUUCGCCGCCGUUAAGCCGAUGUGUGCGUCGACUGCUCGUAACAGAAUAAUACGUUGUGUGUUUGUGUUUUUUGCGAACCAUAAAAAAAAGUGGCGCAGCAGUGUUAACAUUCACAGAUCUGGGAGCGUAUGCCAGGUGACUAACUAAGACACAGUGCAGGGAACUGAGUGUUCUGGGGUAUAGAGGCACGGAUAGAACACGGUCGGUUCUAUCGCCGCAGACCUUGAUCUCAUGGCGGCCAUGUUGGCUGGUCGGGUGGGUGAACCUUCCAGACUCUUCGGGGCUGCAAUGAUGACUCGAUGGAAACGCGUUUCUUAAUGAUGCCUGCGUUGAGGAAUGGAAUGCCGAACUGAAGCUUAUGUGUCGCAUCUUCUUGGUUCCCCCAACGGUUCUAGUGUUCCCCUCCCAACUCAACAAUGUGGCCGCUCGAUGAAUGCGCAACGUGUUUUUCCUGAUUGUACUAAACUUGUUUUUCCUGAUUGUUUUGUAAGUGUCUGUUCGUCAACGGGUGGACGUGUUAUAUAUAUAUAUAUCUAUAGAUCUAUAGAUGUAUAGAUCUUUAUAUAUAUUAGUAAAUGCCAUUUUUUACGUGUCUCAAUGAACAAAUGCCUUGGGAGAUGUAGAACAGAAACGGAUGUGAUGCUAUGCAGCUGGCAUUCAAAAAGGAAAAACGAUACGCAAAUGGCAGGUUCCACUUACGCUCUACGUCUGCAGAGUGUCUAAUCCCCGCCGUCACCUGGCAAUAUUAAACAUUAAAAACACUUCCCGCUGUAGUAAUCAACUGGCCCAGCGCGGACUAGCGGUGAGCUCCAGCAGCGAGCGUUUUUUUGGAUUCCUACACAUCGGGUGACGCGGACUCUUAAACGGUACGAGGGGCUCGUCCCGGCGGGCAAACUCAUUCACAAGGCGGACGGAGGGGGAAGGACAUUCAGAACGGGGAUGAAUGAUCGGACUGCUUGAAAGACCCCCCAGGUUUCCCCGAGAACACGACAGACCCCCAGAUUCCAGAGCUUUUCGGCUUGAAAGAUAACGUUCUGGCGUCGACACAGUGGACGCCAUCAGCAUUCUAUGUGGCCCGCUACUCUGUGGGUAGGGUCAAAGGUCAGGCCUGUAGCGGGGGGGGGGGGGUUAGACUUGAGGUACCAGGGAUCGUUGUUUUUUUUCUUGGUGUAAAACCACUGUCUGGUCAAGCUGUACAUUUGUAUUCUCCAGCUUUGGAGCAGCGGAGGCGUCAGGGAAUCCCUUCGUGUCUUCUACAUAUUGAGUCGUUGUGCGAAACCAAAUGUUCUGGGAGAGACGUGUGGGGACGACGGGCUCCCAGAGUGUGAAUAAAGUAGAUGUUUAAUACUUUACCUUCGUUGUCUUCUUCCCACGGGCUCACUUUGACACACUAGAUGAAGGCCUUACAUCAUGUCAUUCUAGAAUCCAGUUGGACCUGCUCCGAUUCGACUUGAGAUAACGAGUAUAUAUUAUAUAAAUGCCCUAAAUGUUAAUGUUAUAGAUCACAUCUCGGUGGAUUUAAAUUCUAGUAAAAUAUUCUGAAUGUCUAGAAUCCAGUGAUAUGUAAUUGAUUAAAUCCAUUGAAAUAUUGUAAUUGGCUAAAAUCCUGUGAAAUAUUCUAAUUAUCAAAGGCACUCCUUUAACAAGAAAGUCACUACUCCCAUCUACUGUACCGCGAUAGAGUUGGGGUUAAUCGAGGGUUCAUAAUACGUGUCGAUACGCAAACCUGUGCGCAAUUUCCCUUGAUACAUACCUGUUGCUCUAAAUCCCCAUGGUCGCAGGACUGAACUCAAUACCGAUUAAGGACCAUAUAUGGUCACACAACGGGUAACGUGUGACCGAAUGAUGAAAUGGAAAUAGGACGAUUCAUGUAAUUGAAGAGUUAAUGGGAACAUCGAAAUAAUAAUUUAAUGAAUUUAUCACCUACGCUGUGUCAGAAAGUGUAGGCCUAAUCCAAUCAAUCUAAUCUUGUUACACUCUGCCUUGCUGCCUUGUAAACUAAAAAAAUGGGACAUGGAAGAAAGAGUUGUCUGUAGUGCUGGACUCGAAUCUUUCGUGUGCGUAAACUGAUGACACUAUCAAGGGCUGCAGGCGGCAUAGAUCUUAGCAAGGGCAGGGAAAGGGCCUCUUUAUCUCCCAACUCUUGAUGAAAUUUGCCUUUAGCCAAAACCCUGGCGACUGGGACCAGUGUUGCCAGAUUGGGACCGAUUUCCUGCCCAAUCUGGCAACAUUGGCUUGCCUUGGACACAGGCAAACAAUGGACUUAAACGAACCUAUUUACACAUUUAUUUAGAUUCUAAAGUAGAGAAAUAUAUACAAGGAUACAAAGGA
Gadus chalcogrammus (walleye pollock) is the source of this 4169-nucleotide messenger RNA. It is a transcript of the gene rnf5, whose product is annotated as ring finger protein 5. Gene Ontology annotation, cellular component: endoplasmic reticulum. The transcript is spliced from 6 exons. Gene Ontology annotation, biological process: ubiquitin-dependent protein catabolic process. Gene Ontology annotation, molecular function: metal ion binding; ubiquitin protein ligase activity; ubiquitin-like protein conjugating enzyme binding. The record is from RefSeq and is a predicted model, not a curated record. Lineage: Eukaryota; Metazoa; Chordata; Actinopteri; Gadiformes; Gadidae. Bases 129 to 764 code for a protein of 211 amino acids.